Messenger RNA from Scatophagus argus, 2039 nucleotides. It is a transcript of the gene gtf2a1l, whose product is annotated as general transcription factor IIA, 1-like. Gene Ontology annotation, cellular component: transcription factor TFIIA complex. The record is from RefSeq and is a predicted model, not a curated record. The transcript is spliced from 9 exons. NCBI's taxonomy places the organism in Eukaryota, Metazoa, Chordata, Actinopteri, Scatophagidae. Gene Ontology annotation, biological process: transcription initiation at RNA polymerase II promoter; transcription by RNA polymerase II. The coding region runs from base 181 to 1530 and encodes 449 amino acids.
ACCCAAACAGUGAAGGUGUCGGCUCCCAUCACGUCUACCUGUGGUGGUUGAUUACCUUCACCUGUGUGUCAACAAGUUGGUGCGGGCCAAACUGCCACUAUUAGAUUAUUUCAUUUAAUUGUUUAUAUUGCUUUUCCAAUGUCUAUUCUCAUCCCACUGCAGUUAUUUUUGACUUAAAUCAUGCUGACCAAUACAGGACCAGUGGCCAAACUCUACUUGUCCAUAAUUGAUGAUGUGAUUGAGAGUAUGAGGGAGCUCUUCUUGGAUGAAGGGCUUGAAGACCGUGUCCUGGAAGAUUUAAGACAUCUUUGGGAGUCAAAGAUGAUGCAGUCAAAGGCAAUGGAAGACUUCAGGAAAAACAAUAUCAACUCAUCCAACUUUGUGCUUCAGCUCCCUGCCAACUACAGUCAGUCUGAUCAAGAGGUCACAGCCUCAGUUGUGAUCCCGGCAACUCAGAAUAUCCACAGUUUCCCAAGGCUCAAGAACAACUCGGAGACGCUCGCUACUUUCUCCCUCCCUGCUGGGUUAGCUUACCCUGUGCAGAUACCAGCUGGAGUCACGCUACAAACAGCUUCUGGACAACUUUACAAGGUCAAUGUUCCCGUUGUGGUUACUCAGGCUGCAGCCGGUCAUCAAACUGUGUCCCAGCCCACACAAAAAGUCACUGAGUGGAGAAAAGCUCCUGCCCCUCAGUCAGCUGCAGUCCCACCAAACACCACUCAUUCUCAGGAGGUGGAGCCAUCCUCUGUUCAGCUCAGCUCAGCUACUUCUGUCACACAGCCUCCACAUCCAAAGGCUAGUUUACCCCCCGGUCAGGAGAGCAGCAUCCCCCAUCAGUCACAAGUUCCUGCUGCUCAGACCUCUGAGGGGGCCCACUCUCCAGAGCCAGAGGUCACGCUGGAAGAGGCGGCGCUGAGUUCACAGUCUGAACCUGUGAAUCUCAGCAUGGCCACCUCAACCCACAGUCAGUUAUUAGACUUCCAGAUUCCAGGCACUGAGGAGGCUUUGACACAAACAACACAAUUUAAGACCAGCGACAUUGAUGACAUUCUGAAAAAGGUGAUUGAGGAGGAGAGAGAAAAAGCAGAAAGGCUGGACCUGGACUACAGCUACAGUGAGCUGUCGGACAUCGUUCAGCUGGACGGUCCUGCAGACAACUCUGACACUGAGGAGGAAAACGGAGUUCCCCUGGAAGAGAAUGACUUUCUGGGUAUAAUCAACGCAGAGGCUGUAAAGGCCCUGCAGGAAGGCGAUGGAAGCAGUGACGGCAACAGCCUCUCCUCCAGCAGCGACGGCGAGGCAGCUGAUGAACUCGCUAAUGUGGAGGAAGAGGAUCCUUUGAAUUCAGGUGAUGAUGUGAUUGAGCAGGACAUCCCUGAUCUGUUUGACACUGACAAUGUAAUCGUUUGCCAGUAUGACAAAAUCCACCGCAGUAAGAAUCGCUGGAAGUUUCAUUUGAAAGAUGGAGUGAUGUGUUACGGAGGCAGGGACUACGUGUUCUCUAAAGCUGUUGGGGAAGCUGAGUGGUAAUGAGCUUCAGUUCUGUCGCACACAUCAGGUCAUCACGUAGAAAGAAGGGAAAAUGAUUUAAAGGGGGAAAACAGUCAGUGAAUUUAGACUUCUUGGUGGUGUAAUUUGGCUCAUGAAGCAGGAAGUUAAAACACCACUGUGCACAAUCACUGAUGCUUUUGUGUUUUGGGUUUUUUUUUUCAGUAUGUAAUUAUCAGAGCAUUGCUGCAAGUCAUUUAUGAUGUUACAACCAAUUACUUAGAGUGUUGCCUCUGAAUCCAAUCUACUGAAACAAACAGCAUGAAUUUAUGUUGUAUAAUAUUUUGCUGAAAACAGUUUGAUAUAUUAGUGGAGUAAAAGUUUAUUUGCCCUGAAAUUAGUUUUCUUCUGUCAUGUUGCUUUGAAGUUACCAAUUGUGCUGUUUGAUUUGCAAUCCUUGUAAUGUCUUGCCUUUAAUCAUACUUCAAAUAUGCUGACCUGCACUGUUGUGCUGCACUGAAUAAACCCCUUACCUCUGCACACCCCUGCAA